Messenger RNA from Diceros bicornis minor, 505 nucleotides. RefSeq names its product CART prepropeptide (gene CARTPT). Gene Ontology annotation, molecular function: neuropeptide hormone activity. Gene Ontology annotation, biological process: negative regulation of appetite; cellular response to starvation; G protein-coupled receptor signaling pathway. The transcript has 3 exons. Bases 1 to 351 code for a protein of 116 amino acids. The record is from RefSeq and is a predicted model, not a curated record. NCBI's taxonomy places the organism in Eukaryota, Metazoa, Chordata, Mammalia, Perissodactyla, Rhinocerotidae.
AUGGAGAGCCCCCGCCUGCGGCUGCUGCCCGUCCUGGCUGCCGCCCUGCUGCUGCUGCCGCCUCUGCUGGGCGCGCGCGCCCAGGAGGACGCCGAGCUCCAGCCCCGCGCCCUGGACCUCUACUCCGCCGUGGAGGACGCCUCGCACGAGAAGGAGCUGAUCGAGGCGCUGCAGGAAGUCCUCAAGAAGCUCAAGAGUAAACGCAUUCCCAUCUACGAGAAGAAGUACGGCCAAGUCCCCAUGUGCGACGCGGGAGAGCAGUGUGCAGUGCGAAAAGGAGCCAGGAUCGGGAAGCUGUGCGACUGUCCCCGAGGAACCUCCUGCAAUUCCUUCCUCCUGAAGUGCUUAUGAGGUGCCCACCCUUCUCCAGGGGUCCCCGGUCCCCCACUUUCCCCAGAGGACCAGCCUUCAUCACCGGGAGUUUGGCUUUAGCAACAAAUUUUGCAUUUCCCUUUGAGGGCAGGGGCUCUUUUCCCGCUGUUUCCAAAUAAAAGAAGUCAUUAGA